Molecule: messenger RNA, 3061 nt
Organism: Anolis carolinensis (green anole)
Lineage: Eukaryota; Metazoa; Chordata; Lepidosauria; Squamata; Anolidae
Product: E3 ubiquitin-protein ligase TRIM7-like
Exons: 9
Coding region: 1-2148 (715 amino acids)
Biological process (GO): regulation of gene expression; protein ubiquitination; innate immune response
Cellular component (GO): cytoplasm
Molecular function (GO): zinc ion binding; protein binding; ubiquitin protein ligase activity
Source: RefSeq, a predicted model, not a curated record
AUGGCUGCUGGUUCUGCUACUCGAGAUCCCAUAGAGGAUCUCUGUGAGGAAGCCACUUGUUCCAUUUGCCAGGAGUAUUUCAAGGAUCCUGUGACCUUAGAAUGUGGGCACAAUUUCUGCCAAGCUUGCCUGACUCAGGACUGGGCUGCAUCGGGAACUACAGAGACCUCCUGCCCUCAGUGCAAGGAAAAAGUUCUGCAAAGCAACCUCAGACCAAAUCACUCCCUAGCCAAAUUUGUCGAAAUAGCCAAGAAAUGCAGCCUUCAGAGAACUAAGAGGGCAGAAGGGAGUGAGAGAAUCUGUGGGAAACACCAGGAGCCCCUCAACCUUUUCUGUAAAGAUGACGAAGUCUUCAUUUGCGAGGCGUGCAACAAGUCCAAGGAGCACAUUGAUCACAGAGUGAUUCCUUUAGGACCAGCUGCUCAAGACUACAAGGCGUGCGCCUGUGCCACCCAUGAUGGGGCCCCUGACCCUUUGACAGCUCGCUGUAAGGCAUUUGCUUGGUUCUUUGUGGAUAGUCGUUCUGAUUAUCUCCACAGAGAGCUCGACAGGCGGAAUGUGUCCUUGUUGGUUGUCCUGGACCUCUCAGCGGCCUUCGUUACCAUAGACCACAGUAUCUUUCUUGGUCGCCUUGCAAGGAUGGUUCUUGGAGGUACUGUUUUGCAGUGGCUCCAGUCCUUCAUGGAGGAUCGCACUCAGAAGGUGGGCUUGGCUUCUUCUGCUGCUAAAGAUCCCAUUGGUUAUGAAGUCACUUGUUCUAUUUGCCUGGAGUAUUUCAAGGAUCCAGUGACCUUAGAAUGUGGGCACAACUUCUGCCGAUCGUGCAUCACCCAAUACUGGGAGAAGUCCGUCACUCAGGAGACCUCCUGUCCUCAGUGCAGGGGAAAGGUCCAACAAAGGAACCUCAAGUCAAAUUGGCAGCUAGCCAACAUAAUAGAAAUCACCAAGAAACUACCAAAGGGGCAGAAAAGGGCAGAAGACAAGGAGAAAGUCUGUGGGAAACAUCAGGAGGCCCUGAAGCUUUUCUGUAAAGAUGAUGAAAUUCCCAUUUGUUGGAUGUGUGACAGAUCCAAGGAGCACAAAGAUCAUACAGUGAUCCCCGUGGAGGAGGCUGCUCAAGACUACAAGGAGUUGAUGAGUGUUCGUCAGGAUAUUCUGGAGAAGGAGAAAGAAAAAAAUCUGAUAUAUAAAGCAGAAACAAACAAGGAAGCCCAAGUCCUUCUUAAGCAAAUAGAAGAAAAAAUGGAAAAAACCUUAGAAGAAAGCACACAAGUGCGUCAGUUUCUAGAAGAACAAGAGAAACAUAUUCAGGUCCAGAUGGAAGAGCUGAAGAAGCAGAUUACAAGGGAAAGAGAUGAGCACUUGGUCCAAUUAUCCCAGAAUGUUUCCUCUCUGGAAAGUCUUAUACAGGAGAUGAAAGAGAAAUGUCAGCAUCCACCAGUUGAACUGUUGCAGGAUGUGAGAAGCAUUUUGCAGAGGAGUGAAGAGAAGAAAAUAUUUGAGAAACCAAUGGCUUUCCUUCCAAAUUUGAAAUGGGAAGUCUGGGAGUUUUGUGAUCUAAACUCUGGUCUAUCUGCUGUUAUGAAGCAAUUCCGAGGUACUCUAUUACCCAAGCUAGAGCUUCAGAAAGCAAAUGUCUCUUUGGAUCCAGACACAGCAUGUGCCUGUCUUGUCGUGUCUGAAGAUCAUCAGAGAGUGAGAUGGGAAGCCAAGAAUCAAGACGUGCCUGACAAUCCGGAGAGAUUCAACCCCCGGGCUUAUGUGUUGGGACACGAGGGCUUCACAAAGGGCAGGCAUUUCUGGGAAGUUGUUGUGGAAACAGAAGGAGGCUGGUCUGUGGGGGUAGCCAAGAAGUCUGUCAGGAGAAAAGGCCCUGUUACCAUUAGUCCUGAGGAAGGGAUCUGGGCUGUGGGGAACUGGUCAGGGAGCUAUCGUGCUACCAUUCACCCUUCAAGCUCUGCUCUGUACCUGACUGAAAAGACCAAGAGAGUCAGAGUGUGUCUGAACUGUGCUGUAAAUCAGUUGGCUUUUUACGAUGCUGAUACAGGAGACCAGAUCUACAAACUCUCAAAUGUCCCAUUCAUCGGAGAGACUGUCGUCCCAUUCUUUUACGUAGGUAGAGGCGGCCACCUCAGAGUCUCACUUUAAAGCAGCCUGGUCACAAGCAUUGCAUUUUAAACUGGAAAGGUUAUAAUAGAGUGGUGAAACUCUUCUCAGCAAGUGUUAAUGAUAUAUAGAAAAUUGUUUCUGAUGUUAUUUUACAUUAUUUUAAGAUAAUUGUAUUGACUGUAUUCUGCCCUGAGCGUGUUGUGAGAGAUGAACUAUUUUAUUGAAUAAAUAUAAAUAAUAUAAAACUUGAAAUAUAUUUCCCACUGAGGCCCCAUCUACACUGCCAUAUAAUCCAGUUUCCGAAUCCAGAUUAUCUGCUUUGAAUUGGAUUCUAUGAUAGUGUAGAAACAUAUAAUCCAGUUCAAAGCAGAUAAUCUGGAUUCAGAAACUGGAUUAUAUGGCAGUGUAAAUCCAGCCUGACUGAUGCCCUUUCUUAUUUCUCCAAAGAAGGUUUUACCAGCACCAGUCCACAAAACACUCUCAUUCAUUUUUAACAAAGGCUGUCUUAAAAUCUCACUUAAAGCAGCCAAGCCCACCCCACAGCUCUUGUUCUCUAAACUGGGAUAGUUGUAAUACAAUGGUUAAAUUGUUCUUGACAAGUGUUUCUAAAAUGUUCAAAAUUAUUUCUGGAUUUGUUUUAAAUUCUUUUCAGAUGAUUUUAAUGACUGUACUCUGUCCUAAGAGUGUUAAGAAAGUGCAAACUUGAACUGGGUUAAUGAGUAAACAUAAAUAAUUUUUCUUCUACAUUGCCAUAUAAUCCAGAUUAUCAAGCAGAAAAUUCACAUUAUCUCCUUUGAACCAGAUUAUAUCAGUCUUCACUGCCAUAUAAUCCAGUUCAAAGUAGAUAAUCUGGAUUUUAUAUGGCAAUGUAGAAGGAGUGAGGCACUUUCUCAUUUCUGCAAAAGCCCCCAAGGAAGUUUACUCAAGUCUCUCUCUUCAAACCUCCCUCCUC